ACACUUUUCAAACGCCACUAAUUAUUUUCACCUCUGUUUUCUAAUUUUUUCUCUCAAAAAUCAACCCUAAAAUUUCAACUUCAUGCUAAAUUCAAUGGAGUGGGUUCGCGGCGAAACGAUCGGUUACGGUUCUUUCUCUACAGUAAGCUUAGCUGUACCGAAAAACAAAGGUUCUGGCUCUUUAAUGGCGGUGAAAUCGUGUGAAGUCGAUGACUCUGUUUUACUCCAGAAUGAGGAAAAAAUACUGAGUCAACUCGGGGACUGUAGGAAUGUAAUUCGGUGUCUGGGUAUUCAAGAAAGCGUCGAGAAUCGGAGGAAAUUGUUCAAUUUGAUGUUGGAGUACGCGGGUGGCGGUAAUUUAGCUCAGCUGGUCAAGAAAAAUGGCGGGUGUUUACAAGAAUCUGAGAUUAGAAUCUACACGAGAUCGAUUUUAAACGGGUUGAGUUAUAUUCACUCAAACGGGUUUGUUCAUUGCGAUUUGAAGCUUCAGAAUUUGUUACUGUGUAACGAUGGAGAGUUAAAAAUUGCGGAUUUUGGAUUAGCGAAAAAAACAGGGGAAAAACAGGGGAGAAUUGAAGUUCGUGGGACUCCUUUAUAUAUGGCACCUGAGUCAGUUAAUGAAAACGAAUAUGAUUCACCGUGUGAUAUUUGGGCACUUGGGUGUGCCGUUUUGGAGAUGUUUACUGGUAAAACGGCGUGGAAUUGUGUGGGAGGGAAUUGUAAUAAUAUUGCGGCUUUACUGCUGAAAAUUGGGUUGAGUGAUGAACUGCCUGAGAUUCCUCAAGAAUUGUCUCCCGAAGUUAAGGAUUUUUUGUCCAAGUGUUUGGUUAAAGAUCCGGUUAAAAGAUGGACGGCUGAGAUGUUGUUGGAUCAUCCUUUUGUUAAAGAAUUUUCAUCAUCUUCUUCAUCAUCAUCACCAAGAUGUCCGUUUGAGUUUGAAGAUCGGGUUUCAAUUCCGAAUUCAUCACCGAAUUUUGAGUUAUCGGUGUCGGGAUUUGACUGGUCAGCUUUGUCUUCUUCGGAUUCAUCUUCCGCAGCAGAUAGAAUCCAGCAACUGGUGUCUGAUUCUGAUCAAGUUUGCGAUUGGUCGGUUUCUGAUGGCUGGAUCACCGUAAGAUGAAGCAGAGGAUCAAGAUUUAUUAUUCAAUUCUUUGAUUAAUUAGUCAGAUUCCAUUAAAAAUCUGGCGAUUUUUGUAAAUUGGUAGGAGAUCAGAUAGACAUAGCCAUAGACAGAGAGAUUUUAGUUAGCUCUGAUUGGUUAGUGACGGUGGCUAGAGUAUAUAUAACUAUUAUAAUUGUUAGUAUUAUUUUAAUUCAAUUGAAAAACAGAGCAAAUUGUUACUUUUCCAAAAAAAAGUGGCGUUUUUAGCAGAUUAA
Molecule: messenger RNA, 1377 nt
Organism: Mercurialis annua (annual mercury)
Lineage: Eukaryota; Viridiplantae; Streptophyta; Magnoliopsida; Malpighiales; Euphorbiaceae
Product: mitogen-activated protein kinase kinase kinase 20-like
Exons: 1
Coding region: 83-1120 (345 amino acids)
Biological process (GO): protein phosphorylation
Molecular function (GO): ATP binding; protein kinase activity
Source: RefSeq, a predicted model, not a curated record